Molecule: messenger RNA, 525 nt
Organism: Meloidogyne enterolobii
Lineage: Eukaryota; Metazoa; Nematoda; Chromadorea; Rhabditida; Meloidogynidae
Source: the annotation of a GenBank genome assembly
AUGCCCUCUUUAAUUAUAAUUAUAGCGUGUUUUAGCUCCGAAAAGCUCGAAAUAGAAACUGAGUUUUUUCGACUUAUCCAUGUAGUUGAAGGUACAUUAAUAAAGCAAAAAGUUGAACAAAAAGUGGACGCAACAGAAAAAAUUGAAGAAAAUAAAUUAUUGAAAUCAAAAGACAAAGAAGCUUCCUCCUCUUCUUCCUCUUUUCUUUUAAUAAUUGGAAUUAUUUUAUUUAUAAUUCUUCUUUUAAUUGCUUCAUUUCUCGCCUUUAGAUGGUUUAAAACUAAACAGCAAGCUAAAAGAAGGAAACAAUUUUUGGAUGCAAAUUCUAAUAAAAAUGGUUUGAAAAUUUUGAAAAAAAUAUUUUUGGGAUUUUAAUUGUUGUCCUCACCUCCCUUAUAAUAUUUAUUAUUUCUUUAACUUCUAACGAAAGUUCGAUUCUUAUUCCGAUUACUCUUUCUCAGACAUUUUUCUUCCGAUUUCUGAUUUUUUACUUUUCGACAUUCCCGGCGCAACUUACUUUUGUUA